AUGUGCUCUGGUUGCGGGCCGGCCCUGAAUUAUCACAUCUUCCUCCUUCUCCAAACGGCCCUUCUCCCCUCCCCCUCCCCUCUCCCCUCCCCCUCCCCCUCCCCUCUCCCCUCCCCUCCCCCUCCCCUCUCCCCUCCCCUCCCCCUCCCCCUCCCCUCUCCCCUCCCCUCCCCCUCCCCUCUCCCCUCCCCUCCCCCUCCCCUCUCCCCUCCCCUCCCCCUCCCCUCCCCCUCCCCUCCCCCUCCCCUCUCCGCUCCCCUCCCCCUCCCCUCUCUCUCCCAGCUUCCUUCGUCAAGGUGCUGUUGCAGCCGGCCCCAUGCUUAUCAGAUCUCCCUUCUUCCCCAAACGGCCCUUGUGGGUGGUCGUGUGGGUGCCAUGCGGCGCUCUCAUAGCAGCAUGGCUGCGGUGGUGUGGGACUGGCACAAGCAGCACGAGAGCUCUUUUUUCCUUCUUCGCCCCCCAUCCAUCCCCUUCUCUCCUCCCAGCGUCCCUGUUCACGCUGCUGGUGGUCGUGUGGGUGGCAUGCCGCCGUCCCUGUUCACGCUGCUGGUGGUCGUGUGGGUGGCAUGCGGCGCAGUGAUAGCAGCAUGGCUGCUCUACUGGAGGCACUCGCAGUACGUGGAUCAAAGGGAGGAGGCGCUGGGAGUGUGGUGCAAGGAGCGCGCCCUCACGUUGCAGCAGCUCGUGCUGGCCCAUGCUGGGCAGAUGCAGGUGAGGUUGGAGUGGGUUGAUGCCGAACCUAGAGAGUGGCAGCGGCGGUUGGCAGGGGAAGCAGCAGCAGUGGGGAACCGCGAUAUAGAGUAUUCUACAUCGCCUCAUGCAAGUGAGGUUGGAGCGGUCCUGCUCACCCAUGCUGGUCAGAUGCAGGUGAGCUGUGUUGGGCUGAUUCCUGUGGUGGGCAAGCCAGGGCGGGUGGGCAAGUGGGACAUGGGCGGGUGGGCAAGUGGGACAUGGGCGGGUGGGCAAGUGGGACAUGGGCGGGUGGGCAAGUGGGACAUGGGUGGGUGGGCAAGUGGGACAUGGACUCUUUCAGGUGUGAUUUCUGUGAUGGGCAAACCGGGGCAAGGGAGCAAGUGGGGCAUGGGCAGGUGUUUGAACGGCAGCAUGUGGGUGUCUUAUCUCACUCGCACCGCACCAACUCGCCCGGGGAACACUGGUGCGGUCGCGUGUGCGCUGGUGCGCGAUGCAGAGAGGCCGGCCUUUGAAAAGCAGUACGGCAGCAUCAGAGACAACACGCUGAUCGUCAGCGCACGCCGCCCCAUCUACUGCCCGAAGAUUCUAGAGCUCACAACGCUCUAUGCCACCAACGGCCCCAGCAACAUCGACAUGUUCCAAAGAUACUACUCUCUGAUCCCGCUCGUGCUAGAAGGCCGGCACUUCUACUCCUGGCCCUACGCCCUCGCCAAUCCACUCACUCAUGCCGGAUUCGACCCAUCCAAGUCCUUUGAGCUAUACGACAUCACCGACCCAGCCUCGCUCUUCGCCAUCGUCUCACCAGUCCCCCCACACGCCUACUUCCGCCCCGACGACAAGCUCCCCUACAUGCACCCCUCUCCCAACUCUGAAACCCGCCCCUGGGAGCAUCGAGCCGUGGUGCCUCUAAUUGAGAUGGGAGCGGGCGUGCGCAGAUAUGAGGUCUGGUGCAGGCACACACAGCCCCCCAGCACGUGGCAAUCGUGGGGCAUCCCCAUCCUCAUCGCCCUCUUCGCCCUCCUCCUCGUGUUGCUCGUGCUGCUGGCGGCAUGUCUGCAGCGUGCUAAGUUCCUGCAGACCCAGCAGCAGAUGGCGGAAGCUGAUAGGCUGAGACGGGAGGCAGAUGAAGCAGAGGCAUCGAAGAGCAUGUUUGUAGCGUGCAUGUCUCAUGAGCUGCGGGCGCCCAUGGUUGGAAUCAUAGGCAUGCUCGAUGCUCUAGCAGACAUGGGCCUGGACUCCUCCCAGCUAGAAGACCUGCUAUUGGCCACAGCGUCAGCAAAGAAAACACUGCAUCUGGUCAACCGCGUGUUGGACCUGGCGAAGCUGGAGGCAGGCAAGGCGGUGGCGGAUGAGACGGUGAUUGACGUGCGGGAGUGGCUUGAUGCUGCGUUGCACUGGCACGUGGAGGCAGCACGCUCCAAAGGCAUUGAAU
Closterium sp. Naga37s-1 is the source of this 2125-nucleotide messenger RNA. NCBI's taxonomy places the organism in Eukaryota, Viridiplantae, Streptophyta, Zygnematophyceae, Desmidiales, Closteriaceae. The record is from the annotation of a GenBank genome assembly.